Mustela erminea (ermine) is the source of this 3309-nucleotide messenger RNA. RefSeq names its product calcium channel flower domain containing 1 (gene CACFD1). NCBI's taxonomy places the organism in Eukaryota, Metazoa, Chordata, Mammalia, Carnivora, Mustelidae. The transcript has 6 exons. Gene Ontology annotation, biological process: vesicle-mediated transport. Bases 751 to 1335 code for a protein of 194 amino acids. Gene Ontology annotation, cellular component: membrane. The record is from RefSeq and is a predicted model, not a curated record.
AAGUGGAGUCCCUGGGCUGUCCCGGGGCGUCAUGGUGUUGAGGCUACAGACGAAGCCAGGAGCAGCUGGUGGCAUGGCUCUGAGGUGUCAGUUUCACCUAAGCUGGCCGGGGAGGGUCGUUAUGCAGACUCCAAACAGCUUCCACCCCCCCAACACAAAGCACGCAAGAGUUUUAGGGAUGAGGGGUCUGGCCUGCGCUGUGGGUGGCUUGUGCGACUCUUGAUCUUGGGGUUGUGAGUUCAAGACCCACAGUGGGUGUGGAUGUUACUUAAAAAUAAAAUAUUAAGAAAAAAGGCUCAGAGAUGAAACAGGAAUUCAGAUGAGGGCUGUGCUUCUGGUUGGUCACUUCAGGGUAGGGUUGCCGUCCUGGCUGGUGGGGGCCUGAGAGGGGCAUUUAUGCAGGGUCCCCGACAGUCCUGUAGAGGCUGUAGGCUGGGAGGAAAGAGGACGGCGCAGGACGCCUCCCUCACUUAGCCAACCCCACGAGCAUCUUCCAGCCUUGAUUGUUACGGGGCUCCUGGCUGGAGCCUUUCUGUCCAGGUUGAAACCUGGUUUUCGCCCAGUGCUGGCUGUUGGUAGGACGGCGGGGGAAGUGUUGGAGCUGGAGGGGAACUGCUGGCUGCCGCAGGUGUAGACCGCUGUCGGAGGAGCCCAGGCCUAGCCGAGAGCAGGGCAGAAGCAGUACUGUGUUGUGGGCACUCCCGUCCACGGCUCUGGUGAGGGGCCUUGCUGCCUGAAAGCCUAUGUGCUAUGUUCAAGGGGAAUGUCUCCUUUUUAGAAGGCAGAAGGCACCUCUGUCCUUUCAGGAGACCUUGGGGACACACAGGGCAGCCCCUCUGCAGUUCGGGCUCACUUCCUCCGGUUUCUCCACUGCCCGCAGCCUGCAUAGGUCACAAGAGAAAACAACAGGAGAAUUCCAGGCCCAGCCGGGGAUCAGCUUGCGCCAUCUCAGGCCUCUUCAACUGCGUCACCAUCCGCCCUCUGAACAUCGCGGCCGGCGUGUGGAUGAUCAUGAACGCCUUCAUCCUGCUGCUCUGCGAGGCGCCCUUCUGCUGCCAGUUCAUUGAGUUCGCGAACACGCUGGCUGAGAAGGUGGACCGGCUGCGCUCCUGGCAGAAGGCUGUCUUCUACUGCGGGAUGGCCGUCAUUCCCAUCGUCAUCAGCCUGACCCUGACCACGCUGCUGGGCAAUGCCAUUGCGUUCGCCACCGGCGUGCUGUAUGGACUCUCCGCUCUGGGCAAAAAGGGCGAUGCGAUCUCCUAUGCCAGGAUCCAGCAGCAGAAGCAGCAGGUGGACGAGGAGAAGCUCACGGACACCCUGGAAGGGGAGCUGUAAUCUUGGUGUCUCCCGGCCCUGGGCCUUGGCCCGCAGCAGGAAGACCGGCGGUGACAGCGGGCAGCCACGGUGACCCAGGCUGCAGGGCUGGAGGCAGGGCGGGGCCUGCCUGGUCCCACUCCUCGUGGCCGGCUCGGCUCAGCUGGAAACGUGCUGCCGUGUGCAUUUCCGGACGCCCCCCGCCAGCGGAGUCCCCGGGACCUGCUGAAGGCUCGGGCGGGGCUUCCCCCACAGAUGCUGGGCCUGUGCCGAGCGGGGAGCCAUGUCACCCUGGGCCUGGGCAUUGGGCAGAGUGAGCCUCCACUUGGCUCUCCAGGCAAGAAAUUAACUUGUAGGCUGAGUCAUCUGGGCCCCGCUGUCUACCUGUCAUCGGGACAGCGAUGCCGUGGCCCAUGCCCAGGCACCUACCACUGCCCAGGUUCCUCCCCGCCUCUCUGUUCUCCGUGGAGCCCACAGCACUCCCGAGAUGCUUCCUGAGUGUCCAGAACAGCAACCUUGGCAGUGGCUGGACAGCUAGGGACUGCUCCCGCCCCCGGUUCCCCGGAAGCUUGCACAAGCCAUCCAGCAUACUUCUGGGUCCUGGCCCGGGCCUCCAGGUUCUCCCUCCAACCCGCAAGGCCCUGGUGCCGAGGAAGUGGGGAGGGCAGGCUCUCCUUUGUCCUGUGGGUCUGUUUGUCCAUCUUUCUGGCGUGGUCCUGCCACGUCAGCCGUGGCCCAACCGAGUUAGUAGGGCUGAGUUCAACCCACCAAUAUUGCUGCCGGCCUACCCCCCGACCCUGCCUUCGGGGAGUUUCUUGCCUUUGAGAGCUGGGCAGAGACCAGAGCUGCCUCCGCCACCAUGAGCUGUACCCGGGCCACCUGGGAGCACUCAGGCCUGUGUGGAUGGUGCGAGGCGGCGGCCCUGCCUGGGCUGUGCGCCGUCGCCCCCGGCCUCCCUCCGCGCCAGCAUUCCGGGGUCCCCUGCGUGUGUCCGCCGCAGCCCGUGGACGGCUCUGCUCAAGGGACCAGCCCCCAGCUGCUAGGCCUGUCCGAUGGGGCCUGGCCAAGCCCGGGCGGCAGUGGGCACAGAUGGGUUGGUGUGGAAAAGGUCUAGCCCUGCUCUUCCUUCUCCCAGGACCCUAGCUGUGCCAGCUCCCAGCCCUGAGCUCCGCCCCAGCCCUGCUUUGUUCAAAGCAGCCCUAGGGCUGUGUCCAAAUCCUUGCUUCCCGGAGACAGCUCCCCUCUGGGGGGGGCGCUGUGCUUGUCAGUGUGGGACCGAGGGAGGGACAUGUCACAGGGCUUCUGCUCAGCAGCGGCCCCCAGCGGCCUUCCAGAGAGCCCACCAGGCUGAGCCCCAGGGCAUAGCAGCUGGCCGGCCUGGUGGGACACGUGCCUUCAGGGGUCCCCUGGGACCACCUUUCUCAAGCAAGCGCUGGGUUCAAAGGGCUCUGGGUUCUAUACUCUCCAGGCGGGCGGGGGUGUGCGUGUGUGUGUGUUCUGCGUGUGCUACAAGACCUGUCUACCUCCCCAGAGGAGCAAGGGCCCUGCCUGCCCCUCUUGGCUCAUUCUUACCGAGGCAGUGGGAUGCGGGGGUCACUUCUGCCCAGCCCUCCUGACCCCGCUGCACGGGCCUCGCUGGCGGGGCUUCCUUCUGCAGGGGGAGAGGCUGGCUGUGUCCAGGAAGGCUGCACCUCUACCCCAUCAGGUCGGGUGGGAUCUCGAGGCAGGCGCAGACCCUCCAGCCCGAGUCAUCGGCCGGGUCGGACCCGUCACGUGUCCGGGGUUCCCAGCGAGCCCGGCGAAGCAGUCCCGGAGCAGUGACCCUGUCCCUCAGUGUGGGGUGCCGCCUCACAAGGAACAUCCGUCCUGGUGGCAGAAGGGGCCAGGCCGCCCGGUUCUGUUCCCGCCUCCAUGGGUCUGGACUCUGUCGUCUUGGGGUCCUCGUUUCUCGCAGUGUUCGGCUUGCGUUUUGAGCAAUAAAGCUUGGUGUAGGCG